Messenger RNA from Acanthopagrus latus (yellowfin seabream), 2214 nucleotides. It is a transcript of the gene tcf21, whose product is annotated as transcription factor 21. Gene Ontology annotation, molecular function: protein dimerization activity; RNA polymerase II transcription regulatory region sequence-specific DNA binding; DNA-binding transcription factor activity, RNA polymerase II-specific. NCBI's taxonomy places the organism in Eukaryota, Metazoa, Chordata, Actinopteri, Spariformes, Sparidae. The record is from RefSeq and is a predicted model, not a curated record. Gene Ontology annotation, biological process: developmental process; regulation of transcription by RNA polymerase II. The transcript has 2 exons. The coding region runs from base 217 to 723 and encodes 168 amino acids.
GUGUCAGCUCAGCACCAGUGUCUCCUCCCAGCAUGAAGCAACGCCCUCUCUCCCCACGGAGAUAAAAACUGUUCCACUCUGCUCCCUUCACGCACAGAUAGACAGUUCAUGAACCCAUCUCCGGUCCGUGUGUGUGUUUGUGUGUGUGUGUGUGUUCGUCCACCCCGAUUGUUCCCGUCCAUGUUGUGAUCCCGCUCCGGUCGGAGACAGUCUACCAUGUCCACCGGGUCUCUCAGCGAUGUCGACGACGAGCUCCUGGACGGCAUCCUCAAGUUCGGCUCCUCGGGCAAAGACUCCAACGAGAGCACGGGGGAGAGCUCCAACUGCGAGGGCGCAAGCGACGCGCCGGGCAAGAAGCGCAAGACGGCGUCCCGGAAAACGGCACCCAAGGGUGUGGCGCAGCAGGAGGGCAAGCACGUGCAGAGGAACGCGGCCAACGCGCGGGAGAGAGCCAGGAUGCGCGUCCUGUCCAAAGCCUUCUCCCGGCUGAAGACCACGCUGCCCUGGGUACCGGCGGACACCAAGCUCUCCAAACUGGACACGCUGCGCCUGGCGUCCAGCUACAUCGCGCACCUCCGGCAGAUACUGGCCAACGACAAAUAUGAAAACGGAUUUAUCCACCCUGUGAACCUGACGUGGCCUUUCAUGGUCGCAGGUAAGCCGGAGAACGACUUGAAGGAGAUGCUGAACACUACGAGGCUAUGCGGAACUACGGCGUCCUGACGGGACCAAGGCGGAGACCCCCCCUCCUCUGUGUGCGGUUUUUUUUUCUAAAUGAAAGGAACAGGGAUUUGUUUUUUUCAAGAAAGAAAGAAAACACGGAUUGUGACUGAAACCAAACGCACGCUUCAUCUCCGCUGACUUUGAGUGGGAAUAUAUGGAGAGAGAGAGAGAGAGAGAUGAUCCUCUCUCCUUCGUUCCCGUAAAGAGAAAUUGAAUAUUAUUUAAAUGCAUCCUGUCACAUAAUGUUGUCUUUGCUGGAUCAAAGAUAAACUGCGCGCUUUAAAUCGCUUUUUUUUUAUAUGAUACUCUGCAGAUGCAUUUCCCCCCUGCAGGCCUGUUGGCGGCCGCACUGUGAUGGAUGUGAAGUAAAUGUUUGUACAGAUUACAUGUAUAUAAAAUAUAUUUGCAUCACUUUUACACCCUGUGUGUUUUUUUUUUGUUUUUUUUUUUUAGUAUUCCGUGUGUGGGGCCCCGUGCUCGCUCUGACCCGCUGACCCCCCCAACUCUUAUCGCUGCGCUGAGCCCGAGCCUCCCUCUGUUGUUACUAAAAGAUAACAGUGGACGCGCUUGUCGUUGCGUAAACAAAACGAUUGCCUUCAAAAGAUUAUCCGCAUGAACAGCAGAUGCAGUUUAAAAUAAAGUCAAAAUAAGCUUAUGUCCCUGCAUGAUCCGCGAAAAUGUGAGGAAACGGUGAGAUUCACACACAAAUUAAAAUGUUUAAUACAGGUUAAAACAAAACAUGUAAACGUUUCAAUAUUUUAUAUCACAGUUCAGACCCUGUCACUUACUUCUGCAACUAUAUUGCCGCAAAAUACGCGUCUAACGUCAUCUUUACGCACACACUAAUUGCGCUCGCUAAUUGGAUCGAGUAUUUAGGGAUUCAGCCAAUCAGAGGUGAGGAGCGGAGCCGCCAGAGGUCAUGUUAUGUACAAAGACAAUCUCAUGCGCGCUGAGCUUUAAUCCCGCCCAGACCAGUUGUUUUAAUUCGCCCGGGUUGUGACCGCUGUGUUUACAUCAGGCCGACAGUUAUUUAUGCGCUCAGCUCUGACACGGCCUCUCUCUCUCUCCCUCUCUCUCUCUCUCUCUCUCCCUCUCUCUCUCUCCCUCUCUCUCUCUCUCUCUCUCUCUCUCUCUCUCUCUCUCUCUCUCUCUCUCUCUCUUUCAUUGUGGUCUGUUGGGUAGAAGGUAAAGAUGGAGAUGGAUGCUGCCGUGUCCACAUGUCAGAUCACCAUUUUAUAAACACCUUUCUCCCUCACUAGCUUUCUCUUCCUCUCCAAAAAUGCUAAGCGACCCGCCUGUAACUCCACAUCUGGAGGUGUGCUCUGAUAAAAUCCAGCAACUGAAUGUAAAUAAGUACAAUUCUGAUGUACUUUUACUUUUCAUUAAGUGUUUGCAUUUUCUGCUACUUCAUAUUUCUGAUGGCAAACAAUGUACUUUUUCACUCCACUGCCUUUAUUUAAAGGUGCACUAUGUAGUUUUACAAAAAAAAAA